This is a messenger RNA of Cyphellophora europaea CBS 101466, 948 nucleotides long. RefSeq lists its product as uncharacterized. Bases 1 to 948 code for a protein of 315 amino acids. The record is from RefSeq and is a predicted model, not a curated record. The transcript has a single exon. Gene Ontology annotation, cellular component: intracellular anatomical structure. NCBI's taxonomy places the organism in Eukaryota, Fungi, Ascomycota, Eurotiomycetes, Chaetothyriales, Cyphellophoraceae. Gene Ontology annotation, molecular function: oxidoreductase activity, acting on NAD(P)H, oxygen as acceptor.
AUGGCAUCAUCUGUGUUUCGCCCCGGAGCAACUGCACUCAUCUCAGGCUCGGCGGGCGGUGUAGGAUUCGCCUUUGCACGCAUCUGUCGACAACACGGCAUGCACCUGGCGCUCCUCGACAGAGACACCGACAACCUAGCGGCCGCCGUAGACCUCCUCCAAUCCGAAUCCCCCCAGCCCGACCUGAAAAUCGAAUCCUACUCCAUCGACGUCUCGGACCUCCCAGCCUGGAAAUCCGUAUCAACCAAAGUCAAAUCCACCUUCGGCCCCUCACUCGACCUCCUGAUGCUCAACGCAGGCCACUCGCCCAAACCGUCCGGCACCUCCCGCUGGCUCGACGUCGACUACUGGCACAAAACCCUCGACACUAACCUCUUCGGCGUCGUCAACGGCAUCGCCACCUUCCUCCCCAACAUCCAGGCCUCCACGGGGCCCUCGGCCGUUGUCAUCACGGGCUCCAAGCAAGGUAUCACCAACCCGCCCGGCAACCCAGCCUACAACUGCUCCAAAUCCGCCGUCAAGUCCAUCGCCGAGCACCUCGCGCACGACCUGCGCACCCCCUCGCACGAGCACCACCACCCCACCGCCUCCGUGCACCUCCUCAUCCCCGGCUGGACCUACACGGGCCUCUCCGGCAACCCGGGCCCGGCGCCGUCGCAGGAUGCCAUCGACAAGAAACCCGCCGGCGCGUGGCUGCCACAGCAGUGUGCGCAGUACGGUGUGGACCGCAUCAAGGAGGGCAAGUUCUACAUCGUGUGUCCGGACAACGAUGUCGACGAGGCGCUGGAUCAGGCGCGCAUGACGUGGGCGGUUGGGGACGUGGUGGAGGGCCGGAGCGCGCUGAGUCGCUGGGACGAGCUGUUCAAGAACGAUGCGGCAGCGUGGAUCGCCGAGGAUGCGAAGAGGCGGAGGGGAGAUGCGAAGGAUGAUGGGCUUGCUACGAGAUAA